Messenger RNA from Tachysurus vachellii, 1301 nucleotides. RefSeq names its product ribosomal RNA processing 36 (gene rrp36). Gene Ontology annotation, cellular component: 90S preribosome; nucleolus. The coding region runs from base 80 to 1084 and encodes 334 amino acids. The record is from RefSeq and is a predicted model, not a curated record. Lineage: Eukaryota; Metazoa; Chordata; Actinopteri; Siluriformes; Bagridae. Gene Ontology annotation, biological process: maturation of SSU-rRNA from tricistronic rRNA transcript (SSU-rRNA, 5.8S rRNA, LSU-rRNA). The transcript is spliced from 8 exons.
GGAAGUACCUGCUGUUGUCUCAUGGCUGCAUGGCUCCGUUUUGAUCAUUGUUAGCGUUUGCAAUUCGAUUUCCAGAACUAUGGCGUCCAAGAAAAGGCAAAAUCUCCAGAUUGCAAGUCAAAGUCAAAAGAAAACACAUAAAAAAGAACUUGAAACUGCAUCAUUUGACAACGACAAUGAUGGUGAGGAAGAGAAGGAUGAGGAUGCUUUAGAGAUGGAAAGAAACUUUGCUUUGCUCAGUAAACGCGGUUCAGUGCAAUCAUUAGAGAGGACCGAGGAGGAAUCUGAUGAAGCAGUUGAUUAUGAGGAAAACGCAGACGAAGAUGAUCACGGUGAGGAUUUUGUGAACCAAAGAGAACGUGAGCGAAACCCCCCCGACUCCGUCAAAGCUGGGUUUACACCAGAUCUGUCAACGAUGUCAUUUGAAGAGAUCAUGAGGUUACAAAGCAAAAUUGGAACUAAGGCAUGUAAUAAGCUUAUUCGUAAGCAUAAAACCAACGAGACAGAGAAAAAGAAGAAUCCAGGACCGGCAAAACGAUCGAACAAGGACAGACCAGAAGAGAUUUCAGCCAAGAAACCGGUUGCUUUUCUGAGAAGAGUGGGAUCCGUCAAGGCACCUAUUUUGAGGGAUCCUCGUUUUGAUGAUCUUUCAGGUGAAUUUAAACCAGAAGUGUUCAGCCAGACGUACAAGUUCAUCAACGACAUCAGAGAACGAGAAGCAGAGAUGGUGAAGAAAAAGCUGAAGAAAAUCAAAUCAAAUGCCAAAAAAGAGGAAAUGAAAUCUUUUCUAAAGAGACUGGAGAACCAAAAGCGUAACCUUGAAAGACGUGAUCAGCAGAGAGAGAAGGAGCUUGGCUAUAAGAAGAAGCAGAGAGUGCUUGUGGGGGAUGGACACCGACCUUUCUAUCUCAAGAAAUCCGAGCAGAAGAAACUGCAAUUAGCCGAAAAGUACAGCGCGCUGAAAAAGAGCGGGAAGCUGGAGAACUUCAUGAGCAAGAAGAGAAAACGAAACGCUGUUAAGGACCGAAGGAGGAUGCCCCGGAAUACAGAAGGUGGAUCGGUCGCAUCAAGCAAACGGAAAUAAAUGAAGGUUUAGGGACUGGACUGAAUGAAAGAGAUCUGGUUGAUUUUAUUGUACAGAACAAUUAAAAAAAAGUCUUUGUUUAUUAAAAAUGAUUUUGUGACCCUGGAGCAAUUUAAAAUGGCCUUCAAAUAUAGAACGUUAACAUCAUUGAAGUGUUUAUAUUCAGAAUGUUCUAUUCAUAAAUUCAUAAAAUAAAAUUUUUAUUCAUUAGUCUAAA